AGAAGAUGCUGCGUCUCCUGAUCAUCUGUAUGCUGCCCGCCAUCGAAGGGAAGAACUGCCUCUGCUGCUGGCCAGAACUGUCUGCCUUGAUAGACUAUGACCUGCAGAUUCUCUGGGGUAGCCCGGGGCCACCGACAGAACUUUCUCAAAGUCGUGACCAUUUGGAAGAAGAAACAGCCAAAUUCUUCGCUAAAGUACACCAAGCCAUUAAGCAGUUACGAGAUGACAAAACAGUACUUCUGGAAGAGAUUCACAUGCACAAGAAUCUCUUUUCUGAGAGGCUGAAUGAGAUAUCUGAUGGGCUGAAGGAGAAGGACAUACAGUCCACAGUGAAGGUCACCAGCUGUGCCGACUGCAAGACUCGCUUGCUCUCCUGCGAUGAUCCCGCCUUCUGCCCAGCCAGGAACCGGCGGCCCUCCGGGUGGGCUGUGAGUGUCAGCAGCGCUCUGCUCCUGGCCAUAGCCGGAGAUGUUCCUUUUACUGGCACAGGAAGGAAAAGGGAGUAA
Molecule: messenger RNA, 506 nt
Organism: Sapajus apella (tufted capuchin)
Lineage: Eukaryota; Metazoa; Chordata; Mammalia; Primates; Cebidae
Product: testis-expressed protein 51-like
Exons: 6
Coding region: 6-506 (166 amino acids)
Source: RefSeq, a predicted model, not a curated record